Molecule: messenger RNA, 2436 nt
Organism: Parasteatoda tepidariorum (common house spider)
Lineage: Eukaryota; Metazoa; Arthropoda; Arachnida; Araneae; Theridiidae
Product: exonuclease 3'-5' domain-containing protein 2
Biological process (GO): nucleobase-containing compound metabolic process
Cellular component (GO): cytoplasm; nucleus
Molecular function (GO): nucleic acid binding; 3'-5' exonuclease activity
Source: RefSeq, a predicted model, not a curated record
CUUUUGAAAAGAAGUGAAAUACCACUGAUUGAAAAUCACGUGUUUCCUCGUGUUGACAAACAAAGAUUGAUACCUCGCUGGAUUGAUGACGUUCAUACUUCAUUUUCGAGUCAGUGUUUCAUUUUCAAACAUGCAAUUCUCCUGAAAUUUACUUACUUUUUUCUAUUGAUUGUCUCAGAAACUAAUUAACAGUGGGUGGUCCACAAUGUCAAGAUUGCCUCUUAAAACUAGCUGCGCUUUAUUGGCUACAACUGCCGGAUUUCUGGCAUACAAAUAUAUCACUUCGAAAGUCACUAAACUAUCAAAAUGUAUUGUCAUUGAAAAUGUUGAAGACUGGAACCGUCAUGAAUCUGAGAUUAUUUCAGUUUUAAAACAUUCCAAAGUCAUUGGAUUAGAUUGUGAAUGGGUGAACGAUGAAGGAAGGAGAAAUUCAGUUUCAUUGCUACAAUUAGCCAACAACUCAGGUUAUUGUAUACUCAUACGAUUAUGUUGUUUGCCGGUAUGGCUUAUACCUGAAGGAAUCAGCAAUAUUUUAUUGAAUGAAAACAUUUUGAAAGUGGGUGUGGGAAUAUAUGAUGACGCAAACAAAUUGUUUGAAGACUAUGGCCUUGAAGUCAGAGGAUUCAUUGACUUACGGUUUUUAGCUAAUGAUUUAGAGGAAUUGCGAGAGAAGAAUUUGGGGUUAAAAAGCCUAAGCCACGAAUUGUUGAAUAUAGAUCUAAAUAAAAGCAAACGCUUACGAUGUAGUGAUUGGGAUGCACCUGAAUUAACUGAUGAGCAAAUUAAAUAUGCAUCUGAAGAUGUAAUUGUUGCUGCUCAAAUUUUCUUCGAAAUAAAAAAGAGAAAAACAGGAUGGUUUUCAAUUUCAACUUGGAAUUUCAUAAAAGAAAUUACUUCAUAUAUGAAUUUACAGUUCAAGCAGAAAUAUGUUAACAGCGGUGAUAAAUCUAGUUCUUCUCGACCCGCCCUGCCUUCGCGGUCUAAUAAAAGUCGCUACAGCAAGCCACGCCAGAAGCCUAUGUAUGACAAUUGCCAACUUGUGGCACCAGAUGGUGAGAUACUUUGCAGUUGUGAUAAAGGUAAAGCUGAAUGGUACGUCAUGAAAGGUUUGGGUGAGGUGGUAUGUCAAGAACCAUUUACAGUGCGACUGAACUUUGAACCUUCUGGUAGACCUACAUUAGACAAUAUAUUUUAUACAAAAGAGAAAUCAAAUUGUUGCGUUGUCUGUGGUAAAGCUGAUCAGUUUCAUCGCAAACUAGUCAUACCAUCUGAAUACCGUAAAUUUUUUCCUAAUUUAAUGAAGAAAAAUUUAUCUCAUGACGUAAUAUUAUUGUGUGUGAACUGUCAUAAAAGAAGCAAUAUUAUAGAUCAGACAAUGAGGCAAAAAUUAGCUGACCUAUGUGAUGCACCCCUUGGCUGUAGAAAAAAUGUAAAAUUUAAAAGUAAUCCAGAAUUAAUCCGUGUUAAGUCUGCAGCUACUGCUAUAUAUAGAGCAAAUGAUAAACUCCCAGAAACUCGUAGAACUCAGUUAGAACAGACUAUUAAAGACUAUUUUAAAGUAUCAACUGUAGAUGAAGAUACGCUAGCAGAAGCUCUGAAUGUUGAUGUUAAUAUGCCUAAUGAUGCUUAUAUUGCACAUGGGCAGAAAGUAUAUGAAUAUUUUUGCAAAAAUGGAGGUCUGAUGGAAUUUGAAAGGAUGUGGAGGCAACAUUUUUUAGAUACAAUGCAACCAAAAUAUUUACCUUCUAUGUGGUCUAUAGAUCACAAUCACAAAAGGCUAGCAAUGCAAGUAAUCAAUCAUGAAAGGGAAAUUGACUUUGAUACUUCAAUUUUGGGAAUAAACUCUGAGUUAAUAGAAGAGAUUAAAUCUGAAACUAGCAAACAGACAUAAAUUUUUAAGUAUUUUGUUAACAAAUUUAAAAAUGACUACUAUUAAUCAAUAUUAAUUCAUUGAAAGUUAGACCUGUUAGAAAUUAUUAUUUCUGCUAAGGAAUAUGCAACAUAUACAAAAUAACAAUUUAAAUUUCUAAAUUUUUUUGUUAUAUUUUCGAUUUUUAAAAAAAAAGUAUUUCUACCUUGUGAGUGAUUUAUUAUGCUACGAAGACUUCUUAGCGACAAUUUACAUUUUUAAUGGUCACUCAGUAUAACAUUUGGUUACAUAUUCUUGUUAAAUUAUAUUUGGUAACAUAUUCUUGUUAAAUUAUAUUAAGUUAUUAUGUAUUUAUGUUAUUUGUUUCUUGCAGUUUUCACUAUAAAAUAGGUGAAUUUUUUAUUUCUGUACUAAUUAUCUAAAAUGUUAAUGUACAAAUAGGACCUGAGCAUGAGAAGGGGUACUUGCCCAGGACUAAAUAUUAAUAUUGAAAAGAUUUCAAUUUAAGGUUUUUACAAUUUCAGUUUUACACUUUAUUAAAGUUUGUGCUUUGCUGACUCAUUCAA